AUGGACGAAGGCGACGGUCUCACCAGGUACACUCUGGAGGGAGAAGGCGUGGGUUCCGUGUUCGUGAUCGACGGGAACACGGGGAACAUCCAUGUCACCAAGUCUCUGGAUCGAGAGGAGAAGGACGAGUACCGCCUCAUCGCCACGGCAACGGACCGAGAGACGGGGCGAGCCCUGGAGCCGUCCUCGGAGUUCAUCAUCAGAGUCCAGGACAUCAACGACAACCCCCCAGUGUUUCCCAACGAGCCCUACAUCGCCACCGUCCCAGAGAUGGCCAAUAUAGGCACAUCUAUAAUCCAAGUCACAGCUCGAGAUGCAGAUGAUCCCACUUAUGGAAAUAGCGCCCGCCUGGUGUACGCCAUCACACACGGACAGGACUGCUUCUCUGUGGACGCCCAGACAGGCGUGUUGCGGACUGCGAUGCCCGACAUGGACCGCGAAAGCCGAGAUGAGUACCUGGUGGUGCUGCAGGCCAAAGACAUGGGAGGGCAUCUGGGUGGCCUCUCUGGGACCACCACAGUGACAGUGAAGCUGAGUGAUGUUAACGACAACCCGCCACACUUCAGACGCAGUGCCUGGUCCUUCUCAGUGUCAGAGCUGGCUGCUCCUGGUGUGGAGGUGGGCAGACUGACGGCCUCUGACCCCGACCUGGGAGAGAACGCUCAGCUGCAGUUCACCAUCAUGGACCAGGAGGAGGCGCUGGUCUUCAACAUCAGCAACCGAGACAGAGAGGCCGUGUUAGUCCUGAACCAGUUGCUGGAUUACGAAACUCGCAAUUCCUACACGUUCUCAGUGGAAGUGGCCAACCCUGUGGUGGAUCCACGGUUCCUGAAGAAAGGCCCCUUCAAAGACCAGGCCACGGUGCGGGUGAUGGUGCUGAACGCAGACGAGCCUCCAAAGUUCUCUCAGAGUCGGUACCAUCUGGACGUGUCCGAGAACUGUCCCCCGGUCUGUGCCGUGGGACGAGUGCAGGCGGUGGAUCCUGACACUGGACAGAGCCACAACAUCAGGUUCUCCAUAGACCCUCAAACGGACCCUGAGGCCUUGUUCAGAAUCUCCUCUGACAGCGGCUCAAUCAGCUCUGUGAUGGAACUGGACCGAGAGGAAGAGCAGUGGCACAAUAUCACUGUCAUUGCCACACAGAGAGACAACCACAAUCUGGUGUCGCGGGUCGUGGUCGCCAUAGAGACACUGGACCAAAACGACAACGCUCCGGAGCUGGACCGACAGUAUUCCACAUCUGUCUGCGACUCCAGCGCUCCGGGACAGGUCGUCCAAGUUGUGCGAGCCGUGGACCAGGACCAGGGAGGACAGGACAUCCCCAUCCACUUCAGCAUCGCUCCGGAGUCCAGCUCUGCCCUUAACCUCUCCAUCAAAGAGUCCGGAGGUGUGACAGCCAGCCUGGUUCUUCAGUCGGCCCUGGAGCCCCUGCCAGGCUUCUCUACGGCCUCAGUCGCCACGUACGUGCCACUGGUCCUGCGUGACGGAGCCUCUGGUCUCACCAACACAGGGACAGUGACCGUGACCAUCUGCCCCUGUCUCAGAGGGGGCAUGCACACUGAAGACAGGGGGCGCCAGCGAGACCGCAGGUGGGAGCGGCACAUGGUUUGUGUGCCUGUCUCCUCCGCCUCGCCAUCUCUCAUCUUCAGUCUGAUCACGCUGCUGGCCAUGCUGGCCUGCGUCACCACUCUGCUCGUGGUGUGUGCCCUGUCGGUGUCACUGCGCCAUCAGAAGCGAGACCCUCUUUCUCCGUUCGAGGAUGACGACGUAAGAGAGAACAUCAUCUCGUACGACGACGAGGGCGGAGGAGAAGCUGACACAGUGGCGUUCGACAUCACCGCGCUUCAGAGCAUGCACCGCAUACAGCACAUCCAGAACAACAACCGCAACAUAUGGUUCACUCAGACCACAGCACCCAGACCCAGGACGUACAGCUGCAGCCGCGCCCCUCGCCCCGCCCCAGACGCCCCCAGGCCAGGCUCCGCCCCACUGUACGGGCGCCUCUGCUAUGGCCUUCAGACCCUCCCUCACAACGGCCUUCAGACCCACCCCCACAAUGGCCUUCAGACCCUCCCCCACACCCUGAACCACACCCUGCCUGUGCUCCGGGACUUCCCCCCAGUUGGACCCCUGGAGUCCGGGCUACAGAUGUCCCAGUUCACCCCAGGACUCUCCUCAGGGAUCACCUCCUCGGGAAUCUCCUCCACUGGGAUUGCCUUCUCUGGAAUCUCCUCCUCUGGGGUCUCCUCUUUGGGGAUCUCCUCUUCGGGGAUCACCCCCUCUGGACGCCUCCGGAACUCUCUGGUGAUCCCCAACCACAAUAGCUUCGAGACCCUGCUGCGCUCGCCUCACAUCAACUCCACCAUCUACGAAGCCGAGCUCACCAUGGAGCAGAGAGAGACGGGAGCGGGGGAGAGAGAGGGGGAAACGGGGGAGAGGAGGAGCGAGGUGGAGGAGCAAGCCAAGAGCGUGGAUCCCGAGAAGGCAACUGGUUUCUGCGACCCCCACGCCUCUUACCAGAGUCACACCAGCUCCUCCUCCACGGCUCCCGAGGGACGACCAGAAUCCUCCCAGACCGAGAUUAGCACGAGCUGCACCAUCGACGAGUUCGACACCGACUCCUCCAUCUCCUCUGUGCUGGAGCAGAACUAUCACGGAACCCCCACUUCCCUCCCUUACCCCAGACCAGACACGUACAGCAUCGUGGGCUCUCUGAACGCUAACGGCAAAGCUCUGAACGGGACCAGUGUGACCAGUGUGGGAGGUACUGGUGCCAUGUACGGUGGGAGAAUACCGCUGCUGAAUAUGUACAAGGAGAACACGGGGACGGUGAGGAACAACAGACCAGCAAAACCCCAGCCGCUGCGGAUGGAAGAACUCCUCAACGUCAGGCUCAACCACGUCACCUUCGACCUGUCGCAGCCGCCGUACGAUUCUCUGCAGACGUACGAGUUCGAGGGCCAGGACUCCAGAGCAGAAUCGCUGAGUUCAUUGGAGAGCGGAACCGGCGAAAAGGACGCUGCCUCAGAGCGAGAGGAGGCGACGGCAGAGGAAGGAGGAGGAGGCAUCGAGGAGCUCAACGACAAGUUUCAGAAGCUGGUGGAGAUUAUUCGAGAGCGGCAGAAGGAGCGACAGAAGGUGGAAGAUGCGAGCGAACAGACUGCGCACAAGGAGCAAGAGACACCAAUGUUUCUGGAUUUUUAG
Molecule: messenger RNA, 3204 nt
Organism: Knipowitschia caucasica
Lineage: Eukaryota; Metazoa; Chordata; Actinopteri; Gobiiformes; Gobiidae
Source: the annotation of a GenBank genome assembly